Molecule: messenger RNA, 286 nt
Organism: Austrofundulus limnaeus
Lineage: Eukaryota; Metazoa; Chordata; Actinopteri; Cyprinodontiformes; Rivulidae
Product: protein lin-9 homolog
Source: RefSeq, a predicted model, not a curated record
UUAAACAUUUUUCUGAGCGUUUCCGGCCCAAUUUAUUAUCAAAAAGUUAUAAUUUGUAAGUAACUUUCGUAGCAAACACGCCGCGGUGACACAAAGCGGGUUUUGCACGCUUUGUUGUGUUUAUUUGAUUGAUUUUCGUCUCUUUAAUCGCACCCCGGACAGGUUUUCCACCCAGAAUGCAUUCUGACAAAGCCUUUGAAAAAGCGGCGCGGCUAAUUCAAGAUGGCGGAGAUGGACCAGCUGUUAGACGAGAGCUCCUCGGCUGAGGCACUGGUCAGUCUAAAAG